Brassica rapa (field mustard) is the source of this 1204-nucleotide messenger RNA. Its product is annotated as clavaminate synthase-like protein At3g21360. Lineage: Eukaryota; Viridiplantae; Streptophyta; Magnoliopsida; Brassicales; Brassicaceae. Gene Ontology annotation, molecular function: oxidoreductase activity. The record is from RefSeq and is a predicted model, not a curated record.
ACACAUGGACAUACUCAGAUACUGACACGAAUUGUCGAGCAACAGACUUUUGCAAGAACAUAGCCUGAAAAAAAAUUAGAAACAUCGACAAAAAUGGCCGAACCGUUUGUCGAAACUCGAAUCCCACAGCAAAAGCUCUACGAAUCGAAACCUUUCCCGGCGGUAAUCUCGCCGUCACUCCCCGCUCCGUCUCUCCCACUCUUCACACAAACCAUCACCACCCACAAACCCUAUCUCGACUCCCUCCUCCACCGAUCCGGAGCCGUCCUCUUCAGAGGCUUCCCCGUGAACUCCGCCACCGACUUCAACGACGUCGUUGAGGCUUUCGGUUUCGACGAGCUUCCUUACGUAGGAGGCGCCGCGCCACGCACUAGCGUCGUAGGACGUGUCUUCACCGCCAACGAGUCCCCACCUGAUCAAAAGAUCCCAUUUCACCACGAGAUGGCUCAGGUUCCUGAGUUUCCAUCAAAGUUGUUCUUUUACUGCGAGGUGGAGCCUAACUCUGGAGGAGAGACACCUAUCGUGUUGAGUCACGUUGUGUACGAGAGAAUGAAGGAGAAGCAUCCAGAGUUUGUUCAGAGGUUGGAGGAACAUGGUUUGGUCUACGUCAGGGUUUUAGGUGAAGAUGAUGAUCCUUCUUCCCCCAUCGGCCGUGGCUGGAAAUCAACAUUCUUGACUCAUGACAAGAACGUUGCUGAGGAAAGGGCGGCUAAGCUAGGAAUGAAACUGGAGUGGACCGAGGAAGGAGGAGCCAAGACUAUAAUGGGUCCAAUCCCAGCGAUCAAGUUUGACAAGUCGAGGAAUCGUAAAGUGUGGUUUAACAGCAUGGUGGCUGCUUACACAGGGUGGGAGGAUAAGAGGAAUGAGCCAAGGAAGGCUGUGACUUUUGGAGAUGGGGAGCCUUUACCGGAAGAUAUAGUCCAUGACUGUUUAAGGAUACUCGAAGAAGAAUGUGUUGCUGUUCCGUGGCAGAGAGGAGAUGUUCUGCUGAUAGACAACUGGGCUGUUCUUCACUCACGUAGACCGUUUGUUCCUCCUCGCAGAGUGCUUGCAUCGCUCUGCAAAUAGAUUGUUAUAUUGUCUUGUUCCACAACCUGUAUACAAACUCAUCCUUAUGGUAUUGUCACACGUGACUAAAGCUUUGUAUUCUUAGCUACUAGUGUCUUACAUUAUUCCUUAGAGAAAGAAUAAAAAUUCGAAGUCA